AUGUCCGCGGCGGCAGCCGCAGGCGAUUCUGCUGCUGCUGCUGCCUCACAGGGGCCCCUAGGCGGCGCUGCACAAAAUCCUCUGGCCAUUUGCGCCCCCCUUUCAGAGUUUUUGGAGGAGAAGCCCGCAGGAGGGGCCCCAGGCAGCAGAUCGCAGCAGCAGCAGCAGCAGCCGCAGCAGCAGCAGCAGCAGCAGCCGCAGCAGCAGCAGCAGCAGCAGCAGCAGUAG
Molecule: messenger RNA, 228 nt
Organism: Eimeria necatrix
Lineage: Eukaryota; Apicomplexa; Conoidasida; Eucoccidiorida; Eimeriidae
Exons: 1
Coding region: 1-228 (75 amino acids)
Source: RefSeq, a predicted model, not a curated record